CUCUCCACUCAACUCGAACACUAGAAGCCCAAACUAUCAUCAAAUCACGAUACAUACAUACAACAAAAAGUCCAGCAUUUUCUUAGACUAUUAGCAUACUAUCUCUUCGAGCGCAUCAUGCCCGCACACUUCGAUUCUCCAAUUGCCCCCAAUUUCUCGCGAAGACUCUCCGAGAAGACCCUGGAUACCAUCAAGGAGUUCCCCAAAACAGAAAGCCCAACACAGCCCCAAACCUUCCUCUACAGCCCAUCAGAAGCCUCUUUUCGCAUGGACUCACCAUUGCUGCCGCAUAUCGAGCGGCACGCCUCAGAAGACACUGCAUGCAACUCCAUCACAGAGGGCGCGUAUCCAAGUCCCCUCCACCAACGCACCUUUCUGCACAGUCCAUCAGAAGCAUCAUUCCACUCUCACUCAUGGUCAUCUUCCACCGCCGUAGAGAGGCCCAGUCCGCGCCUGACGACGCAUCGGAUCAGCGACUUGUUGCCCCAUGAGACGGAUUUCUACUACUCUGAAGGCGAAGACGACGACUAUCUUGCCGAGUGGAACGUGUCGCCGCCUAGCGAGCACGUAGGGACCGAGACUGAGCCUCUGCUCGAUCAGGCUAGACUGGACCUGCCAGUCAUCAAGGACAAGGAUUUCCCCUACUAUACUGAACCGGUGCCGGUGCAGUCUGCGCGUUCUAUCGCAGAGGAACGGCAGGAUGAUCUGAGGGUCUUGAGGAGGAAGUUAGACAAGAUGAGUGCACCGCGGAUGUUUUCGAUUCGGGAUGUUUGGAGGCAGAUGUUGAUGAAGGUAAAGAGGAAGACUCAUGUUUAGGGGGAUUUCGAGGUCUUUUGCGUCUUAGUCGGCGUGAAGCAUAAGUAAGGUCUAAUCUAUGUAGUAUGCCCCUACCCCUUG
Molecule: messenger RNA, 897 nt
Organism: Cucurbitaria berberidis CBS 394.84
Lineage: Eukaryota; Fungi; Ascomycota; Dothideomycetes; Pleosporales; Cucurbitariaceae
Exons: 1
Coding region: 118-816 (232 amino acids)
Source: RefSeq, a predicted model, not a curated record